Molecule: messenger RNA, 471 nt
Organism: Owenia fusiformis
Lineage: Eukaryota; Metazoa; Annelida; Polychaeta; Sabellida; Oweniidae
Source: the annotation of a GenBank genome assembly
CAGGCACCAGUUGGAGUAUGCAUAACCCGUAGGGGCAAGAGGAAUGGAAAACAUGUAUUUCCUUGAAAAGGAAAAAAGGAAUCACAAAACGUGAAGUUGAAACAUUUAUUGCAGCAAUGAAAGCCCAAGAUAUCAUCUGGAUUCUGCUCAUGAACUCCACUCUGUUGGAUGUUGCAGUCUCAAACAAAACUGUUAGAAAACACACGAGUGGCCAACUAGAAACUCUAGCUGCUCUGACAGUCACUAAGUCCAUCCAACAAUUGGAUAUGCAUACAAGUAUGGACAUUGAGAAUUUUACAAGAAAUGGUAGACUGCAAGAUACUGUUACACAAACAAGUGUUAAAUCUGGUGAAAGGAGUAUUACACAAUCUAGCAAAAUUAAUGUAACUGAGGCAGAUAAUGAUAUUUCUGUCACAGAGGCAUCUAACAAUAAUACAAUGGAAUCAGACAAGGAAAUGCUUAUCACAGAGG